GAAUAGUGCUGAAGAUAAAGACAAUCAAAGAGUUGCAAUUCAACAAUACUGCUACUUCCUCUUUCCCAAGCCUUUUAAUUUCAAUUUCCCCAAAAAAAACGCCAAUGCUUUUCCUUCUCCCAACUGUGAAUCAUCAAUGAAUUGAAGCACAUCAGUCAACUUUCAUAUAUGCUGUUCUGCAUGCACUACACAUCCAAACUAGUCAAAGAAGACUUCAAUUUCUUUUUAUCUCCUCUUUGUCUUCUUGUUAUAUCUGGAUUAGAAAAUCAUAAAGAGUUUUUUCCUCAACCUUUAAUGUCAUUUACCACCGCUUUCCAGCUGUUCAGAAUCCAUUGCUUCAACCUCUAUAUAUAAUAAACAGAGAGCAAUUUAGAACCCUCACACUUGUCUCUCUUCACUCUAUUUUUUCAUAUACAUCUUUUGUUGGAAAAAGAGAAAAAUGCCCUCUGCUGGUGCUAAGAAAAUGAAAGAGCAGGCUGUGUUGGUAGUAGCAGGGCACUGGUUGAUGCUUUCUGUAGCAAUCAACAUUGGGUUGUUGUUAAAGGUGGUUCGUGAUGGAAAUUUACCGAUCGAUUGGUCUGGCUCUGGCUUCCACAUCAAUGGUAAUGAAAAUGGGGCUACUCUUUCAUCCUUAUCCUCGUAUGCAGCUGAGCCAAAGCCUGAUGACCAAAUUCUGGAAAAAUACAUAAAUUUGGACCAUGGUGAUCCAACUAUGUACCAGAGUUACUGGAAGCAGAUCGGUGACAGAACCACAGUUGUCAUAUCUGGUUGGCAAUCUGUAAGUUAUUUUUCGGAUCCCAAAAACCUUUGUUGGUUUCUCGAACCAGGUUUUGCAAAUGCAGUAACUAGAUUGCACAAUAUAGUCGGAAAUGCUGAGACUGGAAACCGACACAUCGUGGUUGGGACAGGAUCUACCCAACUGUUUCAGGCUGUAUUAUAUGCCCUCUGUCCAUACGAUGCUCCAGAGCCAAUGAGUAUUGUAUCUGCUGCCCCAUUUUAUUCGUCAUACCCACUGAUCACUGAUUGCUUGAAAUCUGGACUCUACAAGUGGAGAGGUGAUGCCAAUGACUUUGACAAAGAUGAGCCCUAUAUAGAGCUUGUGACUUCCCCAAACAAUCCUGAUGGAUCAAUCAGGGAAGCUAUGUUCAAUGGGAGUGGACGAAUAUUGGUUCACGACGUAGCUUAUUAUUGGCCACAGUAUACUCCAAUUUCUUCUAGGGCAGACCAUGACAUAAUGUUGUUCACCCUAUCCAAAAGCACGGGACAUGCUGGGAUGCGCUUAGGAUGGGCGCUUGUCAAGGAUGAAGCAAUUGCGAAAAAGAUGGUAAAAUUCAUAGAGAUAAGCAGCAUUGGUGUGUCUAAAGAUUCACAAGUCAGAGCUGCCAAGAUCUUGGAUGUUAUAAGUGAUAUUUACGAGGAUGCAGAAACCUCUAACGAAAGUAAACGCUUCUUUGAUUAUGCCUACGAGGAAAUGGCUAAGAGGUGGAGUCAACUGCGAGAGGCAGUCAGCAAAGGCCAAGCUUUCAGUUUGCCUACCUUGCCGGUUGGUAAAUGCAACUUCAGCAAUCGUACAUUUGGAACACAGCCUGCCUUUGCAUGGGUGAAGUGUGAGCAGGCAGAUUAUUGUGAAAGUUUUCUGAAGAAGCACAAGAUAUUGACCAGAGGUGGGGAACAUUUUGGUUCUAGUAAGAAGUAUGUAAGGGCCAGUUUGAUAGGUCACGAGGAAGACUAUAACGAGUUUAUUCGAAGAUUGUCCUUAAUAAACUCUGAGGAGUCUCCGUGAUCGUGAACAGACCUAGCUAGUUAGCUGUAUAAAGCAGAUGCCAAAAUGUAAGAAAUAUUUUGACUUCUCUCUAUGAUUAAAAAAAAAUCAUCUUAAUGAAUGAAAUCUGUAUAAAAAUAAAUUAGAAGAUUUGCCUCCUUUGAUUC
Messenger RNA from Solanum dulcamara, 1929 nucleotides. RefSeq names its product L-tryptophan--pyruvate aminotransferase 1-like. Bases 440 to 1783 code for a protein of 447 amino acids. Gene Ontology annotation, molecular function: transaminase activity; carbon-sulfur lyase activity. Gene Ontology annotation, biological process: amino acid metabolic process. Lineage: Eukaryota; Viridiplantae; Streptophyta; Magnoliopsida; Solanales; Solanaceae. The record is from RefSeq and is a predicted model, not a curated record. The transcript is spliced from 5 exons.